Messenger RNA from Aspergillus nidulans FGSC A4, 1968 nucleotides. RefSeq names its product RMD1 family protein. NCBI's taxonomy places the organism in Eukaryota, Fungi, Ascomycota, Eurotiomycetes, Eurotiales, Aspergillaceae. Bases 1 to 1968 code for a protein of 655 amino acids. The record is from RefSeq and is a predicted model, not a curated record. Gene Ontology annotation, cellular component: mitochondrion. The transcript is spliced from 4 exons.
AUGUCUUCUUCAAGAGGUCGGGGUCCUAAUCAAAGGAGUCCGCAUGUCUUGGUGACUGACUCUCGAGAACAACAUUCGUCCGCGCAACCCCGUCGCCGCCGUUCCCCAGCUGCCACCCGCUUCAUCACGGUCGAUAACGUCCUCCAAUAUGCCUCCGACAUUCCCUCAAUGCAACAGCGGAACCCACCUGAUGCAGCACGAUUACGACAGCGACCCCGUCUGCCUUCCGCAACAGGCGGUUUGAUCGGCUCGGGCGCAGGCGGCGCAAGUAGAAAUGCCACCAGCAGCGCCAAUGCAUCCAGCACAGCAGCCGCAAUAGGACGUCUAGCGGCUCAAGCGCACCUGCCGCCUCGUACAACAAAAGUUAGUGAGAAGCUUGUGCUACUUCCCGAGGAAGGGGUUGAGCCGCAACCUGAAGAUGAGGACGAGGAAGAAGAGGAGCAAGGGUUGGGUGAUGAGAUAGUGGACGAAGAAUUGGUGCAACGGAUUGCAAGGGACAAGAACAUUGACCCCGACUCUGUGAGACAUACGUUGCUGGCACAGAAGAAGAAGCUCAGGGGCGAUUUCAGUGUCGAUAACGACGUUGCGCCGUUGCUGGCGGAGGAGGACCGGACGCGCAAGAGGGCGAUUGCACCAGAGAGAGCCAAGAGUUAUGCAGAGCGACUGCCGAAGGCCCGUCGUGCUGAGAAAUUGGCUCGUGUCACGGCAUAUUGUACCGCGCAGGCUUACAAGAUGAGUUCUCUUUCAUCAUUCGUGAAGGAUACGCAUGGUGGAAGAACCAAACUUUAUGAUGACUGUCUAUAUACGGCGUAUCAUCUGCCGUUGUUGCCUGGGCACGAGGGUUACAGAGUGCGGAGCAGUCCGUUGGUGAAGAAGCCUGGUGGAAAGUCAUUGUUAGAUGAGGAGAUUGAACGAAACGAGCUGCGAGAUCACGACGAGGAUUAUAUCGAGUCAGAAGAGCACUCUAUCUUGGAGGGUCGACCGGACGAGCACGAAAACCAAGAGCGGAAUGGGCGGCCAAGCUCCAGUAAGGGAACUGCUAAUGAUGGCCACUCGCAAAUAUUGUCCCCCGGCUCCACGCCUGCAAGACUUCCAUACGACGUAGCCGAGAUGUUCGUAUUCAGCUACGGCGUUGUUGUCUUCUGGAACUUCACAGCGAAACAAGAAAGAGAUAUCCUCGCUGACCUGGCAUUCGCAACCUCCUCUGCAACAGGGUCACCAAUAACCCUCGCAACUCUACCGCUACAGGAAGAAGACUUUGAGACUGAAGAAUUCCACUUUGAGUACUCCACCGAAAUCUCCCGUCCGCGCGUCUACAACGAUAUGAUCACUCUCCGAAGUGGCGACCAUAUGAUCAAGCUAGCCAUCAGCCAUGGCAUAGCCCAAAGCACGAAACUAUGCUUCUUUGAGGAAGUCAUGGCCCGUCAGAUGGCGGAGGCAAAGGACGUCCCCCGCCGUCUCGCCAUGACAGGGAAACUAGGUCUAAAACGAGAAGAGGUCUUUCGCAUCCUAGGCAAGCUAUUCAAGAGUCGAGUGGAAGUUAAUCUCUCUUCUAAUGUCCUUGACGUCCCCAACUUCUUCUGGGAAAGCGAACCAACGCUUUACCCACUCUACAUUGCCGUCCGCGAAUACCUCGAAAUCAAGCCUCGUAUCCAGGUUCUCAACGAGCGAUGCCGUGUCUUUCUCGACCUCGCUGAGAUACUUUCAGACAGUAUCGCAGAUAGCAACACUUCCCAUCAAACGUGGAUCAUCAUAGUCCUAAUCGUCAUCUCCAUCCUCGUUACAACAUCCGAAGUCUUCCUUCGAUUCGGCCUCCUCAACUCAGGAAAAGGGACCUCAGCAGCUGGAUUCGGCGCUGCUUUAUUCGGUAAAGUUAUACGGGGCUUUUCCUCCACUACCCGGACGUGUUCUUGUCCGGACGUGAUGGGCUCGAGCUCGAAUUUCUCGGGGUUAGAUGGCUUCUCGUAG